Molecule: messenger RNA, 2679 nt
Organism: Monosiga brevicollis MX1
Lineage: Eukaryota; Choanoflagellata; Craspedida; Salpingoecidae
Exons: 17
Coding region: 1-2679 (892 amino acids)
Cellular component (GO): cytoplasm
Molecular function (GO): metal ion binding; guanyl-nucleotide exchange factor activity
Source: RefSeq, a predicted model, not a curated record
AUGAGUGCUCCUCCGCGGCCGGCGCCCCGGCCCCGGCCCAGACCUAGACCACCGCGGCCAGCACCACCACCGACAUCACGGAUUGCCCACGAAGACGAACAGGAGACCGCGCUUGAGCCCUCUCCCACCCCUCGCGUACGCGUCAAUCACGAGAUCGCAUCCCCGCCAACACACCAGACCGAUACGUACGAGUACGCGGCUUACGAACAGGAUGAGUCGUUUGAUCAAAGCGGUCUCAACAAUGCCGAUGUGCAGCAUCGAUGUGAAGAACCGGUAGUGGAUUCGAUGACAGCACACGGCGAUGAGAUCAGCGUACAGCAAGCACAGGAUGACAGCGAGCUUCGGGUGGAGGACGAAACCACAUCUCUUCAUGCUUCUACAGCCACGGCACCGGCCCCAGCCCCUCGCGUGUCUCCCCGCCCCCGACCCGUUCCGGCUGCGCGGCCCACCCCGCCAAGCAGGCCACCUCGGCCCGUCUCCAUGUUGUCUUCAGCCGAACCUCCGCGCCCCUCUCGCGCUGCCCCCCCCCCACCAAAAGCAGCACCGCCGCGACCGCCUCCGGCUCGUCCAGGCCCGGCACCUCCCCGUCCACCAUCUGUUCAGGUCACCAAUGAUGAAGCCGGGUACAACUCCACAUCCUCCUCCAGCUCAGAAUAUGAAGCUGAACCCGAGCCCCUGCCCGCGGGUGUUGGCACUGACUACGACCAUGAUGCGAGCUUUGAUGAAGCCCGCGCUGAGGAUUACAGCUACAACAGCUACAAUGACAGCCUGGCGAGCAGCUACGACGCCCCGCCCCGCCCUGCGCCCCGGCCUUCGCCUCGCCACCAAUCCUCAGAGAGUAGCCUCAUCACUGAUCCCAGCAUCGACUUUGACAGCGAUACCGACGAAGAGGCGGCUGAAAUCCACCCUAGCACCUAUGUGGAGAGCAUGAGCAAUGACCCUGCCUCCAAUCAGCCAGAGUUGUCCCCUGAAGAGCGCAAGGUUGGGCCUUUCUCGCUUUUUCUCGCCCUGCCUCACUUGACUCACAUCUGGCACUUACCACCUUGCUUUUUGGACCAGCAACAAAAACGAUUGGCCAAUGUUCAGGAAAUGGUGACGACCGAGGAGAGCUACGUGCGCAGCCUCUCCAUCGUGGUUGAUGUAUACAAGCCACGCAUGACUACCACCGAGUUUAAUCUCGAGGUUCCCGUUCAUGUGGUCAAAGAUAUCUUCUCCAACAUUGAUCGUAUCCGCAACACCCACCAACGCUUUCUGAAGGUUCUUCGCGAACGCGUGGCAGAAUGGGAGCACAACGAUACCAUUGCGGACAUUUACCUCAAAUUUGCUCCCCAGCUCAGCGUUUACACCCACUAUUCGACCAAUUUUGACAAAGCCUCGCGCCUUCUUGAUGAGUGGACCAAAAAGUCGCCACUGAUGGCCUCGGUGCUGGCCGAGUGCAAUGCACUGCCAGAGAGCGCGCGUCUGGGUCUUGGGGCUUUUCUCCUUGAGCCUAUUCAGAGGUUACCACGGUUCAAGCUUCUCUUAUCCGAUUACAUCAAGUAUACGCCUGAAGAUCACCCGGAUUACGAGCCAGCCAAAGAGGCCCUGCAAAAGAUUUUGAACAUCGCCUCGCAUGUCAACGAAAAAAUUCGUCAGACCGAGAAUGACAUCAAGAUCAAGCAGCUUGAGCGCAUGAUCCCCAGCAUCAACGUUGUCAAGCCAGGCCGGAUGGUUCUGAAGGAAGGUCAGCUGAUGAAGAUGUGCCGCAAGGGGCCUCAGCCCCGCGUGGUCAUCUUGUUUAGUGAUAUGCUGCUGUAUGCUCAAGAGCAGACGGGUCUUGUCACGACCUAUGUUGCUCCCAAGACAAUAUCCUUGCGUGAGAUGCAGGUUCGAGCCAAGCGCCUACCCGAGGGCCUCUACGGCGUUGAAGUCAAGGGCAAGCAAAGAGCCUUUUACCUCUGCUCCGAGGAAGAGUCUGAGCAGCGUAUAUGGGUAGCUGAAAUACAAAAGGCCAUUGAACAGCUGCUGGCGAGUCGCCGUGAGCGUUCAAACCGCCGAGGCAGCGAGAGCCGGCCCGCCAGUCGUGGAUCAAACUUUGCAGUUGAGGCACCAAUCUGGAUUCCCGAUCACGAUGUCAGCAUGUGUAUGGUCUGCACAUACGAGUUCAACAUGAUCCGGCGGCGCCAUCAUUGUCGAUCCUGCGGCAAGGUGGUCUGUGGGUCGUGCUCUGGACACCAACUGCAACUGGCAUAUCUGAGCCAUGAGUAUGGGCGGGUGUGCGACGAGUGCUUCCAAAAAUGGGAGGAUAUCCAGAGCAGUAAAGGCCUGACCGUGUCACGCACUUCAGGACCGCGGCGAUCGCGGCGAGACCGACGCUCCAUUCGCCCCGAGCGGUUGCUUCAGGCUGCUGCAGGAUUGUCCGAGGCCAGCGAUGUGGUGCGGGCUGGUUACUUGUCUGAACAACGAAUGUUACGCCGCUCUCAGCGGCGGUGGUAUCAGCUCAAGACGGACUUUGUGCUCUAUUCCUACAAGGCUCCUGAGGACCCUAUGGCUUUGGCCAGCAUCCCCCUGCCGGGAUAUAGCAUUGAGCCCCAUCAAAAGGGGGAAGGCGAGGAUACCGAGUACGGCGUCAAGAUUUCCCACCAAAACUUGAAGCAACACAUCUUCUUGGCAGAUUCUCAGGAACGGGCCCAAGAGUGA